Molecule: messenger RNA, 953 nt
Organism: Symphalangus syndactylus (siamang)
Lineage: Eukaryota; Metazoa; Chordata; Mammalia; Primates; Hylobatidae
Gene: GIMD1
Product: GIMAP family P-loop NTPase domain containing 1
Molecular function (GO): GTP binding
Source: RefSeq, a predicted model, not a curated record
AGGUAGGACCUGUCACAGUGAUGGAAUCUGCAGGCCAGUGGAAGUUUGUUAGCUGGUUUCCCAUGCUGUGGUCAAAGAGCAUACUAAAUCCCCGUGGAGUGUGACUUCUCCUCCUCUGUACACCCUGGAACAUAACUCUGCUGUACUGGCCAAGUGCUACAGCCGAAACAAGAACAGCAUCUGGUUAAGCAGAUGUGUAUCAACAACUAUACUCUGGAAAAGAAUAUGUAACUCCAGUUCUGCCACUUAGCAACUGCAAGAUCAACCACUCUGUGCCUCAGUGUCCUUUAAAAUCAGCCAUGACAGACCCCAACAAGAUCAUCAUCAACUUGGCCCUCUUUGGCAUGACUCAGAGUGGAAAAAGUUCUGCUGGAAACAUUCUGCUGGGAAGCACAGACUUUCACAGCAGCUUUGCUCCCUGUUCUGUGACCACAUGUUGUAGCCUGGGCCGCAGUUGUCACCUCCACAGCUUCAUGCGUCGAGGUGGGCUAGAGGUAUCCCUGCAGGUCCAGGUGUUGGACACUCCAGGUUAUCCACACAGCAGGCUGAGCAAGAGCUAUGUGAAACAGGAAGUCAAAGAGGCUCUGGCACAUCACUUCGGGCAAGAGGGUCUCCACCUUGCACUCCUGGUUCAGAGAGCAGAUGUGCCUUUCUGUGGGCAGGAAGUAACUGACCCAGUCCAGAUGAUCCAGGAACUUCUUGGACGUGCUUGGAUGAAUUACACAGCCAUUCUUUUUACCCACGCAGAAAAAAUAGAAGAGGCUGGGCUUACUGAAGAUAAAUAUUUACACGAGGCCUCUGAUACCCUGAUAACGCUGCUAAAUUCUAUUCAGCACAAAUAUGUUUUCCAGUACAAAAAAGGAAAAUCACUCAAUGAACAAAGAAUGAAAAUCUUAGAAAGAAUUAUGGAAUUUAUAAAAGAGAAUUGUUACCAAGUUCUUCCCUUUAAAUAA